Mercenaria mercenaria is the source of this 507-nucleotide messenger RNA. RefSeq names its product glucose dehydrogenase [FAD, quinone]-like. The transcript has a single exon. The record is from RefSeq and is a predicted model, not a curated record. Gene Ontology annotation, molecular function: flavin adenine dinucleotide binding; oxidoreductase activity, acting on CH-OH group of donors. The coding region runs from base 1 to 507 and encodes 168 amino acids. Lineage: Eukaryota; Metazoa; Mollusca; Bivalvia; Venerida; Veneridae.
AUGAAAGAUAACAGAGGUUUAUGGUCAAGGUGCCAUGUCUUAGGUGGAUCGGGCUCUAUAAAUGCGCUGCAGUAUACACGUGGCAGUCGUUUCGAUUUUGAUGAAUGGGCAGAAGAUGGAUGUACGGGAUGGAGUUAUCAGGAUGUUUUGCCGUAUUUUCUUAAAUCUGAAGACAUGCACAUCCCCGAAUUUCGAGACUCAAAGUACCAUAGUAUUGGGAGAGAGAUAGCAGUUUCUGAGUCCGAUGUUUCUCCUAUUUCUAAGAUUUUCAGAAAUGCCGGAGAAGAGCUUGGAUAUCCUGUUAGAGAUUACAAUGGAGAACUACAGGAAGGUUUUAACGAGAUUCAAUUCAAUGUUCGUAAAGGUGUUCGAAGUAGUGCAGCCAUUGAAUUCCUUAAGACAAAAAGAAACAACCUACAUGUCGCCACAGACAGUCAUGUUACUAGAGUGUAUUUUGAGAAGAAGAAAGCUGUAGGUGUUUGUUAUAUACAAGAUGGUCGGAAAUGA